Messenger RNA from Brettanomyces bruxellensis, 2127 nucleotides. RefSeq lists its product as uncharacterized. The transcript has a single exon. NCBI's taxonomy places the organism in Eukaryota, Fungi, Ascomycota, Pichiomycetes, Pichiales, Pichiaceae. Bases 1 to 2127 code for a protein of 708 amino acids. The record is from RefSeq and is a predicted model, not a curated record.
AUGGCACCCAAGACGAAAGCAGCUAAGACUGCACCGGUUCCAAAGCAUCCGAUUCUGUGUAAAACAUCUUCGGGAACUUUGGACCACUUGGCACUCUCUGAAUCGUUGGGAUAUCACAUAUUUAGAAAAAAACAGAGGAGAUCUUGGACGCCGUCUGAAGACAGGCUAUUGAAAGCUAUGGUGAUUCAGGCAUUUUUGGACAAGCACAAUCUAGAGCGAUACAACAAGGAGGACAUCGAUAUUUCUGAGAUCGACUGGGUGCAAAUAAGCGCGGGAUUGGACGGUAGAAAGUCCAAGGAAUGCAGAAAGAGAUGGUCCUCAUCUCUGAACCCUCGUCUUCGGAAAGGUAAAUGGACUAAAGAAGAGGACGCACAACUUGUUAAGGCGUACAAGAAAUACGGAUCGUCGUGGCAGAAGGUGGCAACGCUGAUAAAGGGAAGAAACGAGGACCAGUGCUCAAAGCGAUUUACUGAGGUCCUCAACACGGAUCCAAAGGAAAGACUAAAGCCUUGGACAGAGGAAGAAGAUCUUAAAUUAAUACACGGAGUGAAGAAAUGCGGAACUAAGUGGAGGGCCAUUUCCAAAUCGCUCAAAGGUCGUCCAAGUCUCACGUGCAGAAACAGGUGGCGCCGUAUUAUUACGGAUGUGGCCAAAGGAAGUGCAAAUGAAGAUAUAAUGAAGGCCGUCGGAGUGUUGGAUAAGAACGGAAAUCGGCUUUACACGUUCGAGGCCAGCAAGAAGAGCAAGAAGAGCGAGAAAUUACAGGUUUCUACAUCCGUGAAGGCCGAGACUGGAGAUAGAUCUGCAAUUUCGGCUAAACAUUCACCACAGUUUCAGCAAGCAGCUUCAAAGAAAGGUAAUGCGACAGGCAUUGCUCAAUCAUACUCACCAAGCACAUCCUCAUCAUAUGCUUCAGUGAGCAGCCCGUCUUCAUCCACAAGCUCUGGUUCUGGUGCGUCGAUGAACAUCCUGGGGCAUAACACGUGUCCACCGACACGUUCAUACACACACUGGCGAUAUGCACUGCUUGACCCACGCACAAACGAGGAAUUAACGCAGUUUUCGGGCCAGAUCUCCACGGCAAGUGUUGCCCACAAGCUGAUCGAGCUUGCCAAGUAUAAUGGGGUUACACUAACGGUUCAUCAGCACAUUCAUCAUCAUUACAGUCCGGCAUCACCGGUGCCAGACCCACAAGCAUCCGUCAGCAGAUUUUCGCACUUCAACUACCUUCCACCGCUAACCGAGGUACCCAAACUUACAUCUUCAUCACCUGGUAGUGUCAAGGAGCCCUCAACCAGUCCACAGGAUCAGCAGGAAAAGGAACUUUCCGGAGACAAACGAUCUGUAUCCUCUCCAAAUGGAGUUGUUCCUGAUGCUCUUAUACAAUACCAGAUGGGAGCAGGGGGAAGCAACAGUCCUUCAUCCUUGAUACCCAUGUUUCCCAACAGAGACAAACGUUCACUGGUAAGUGGGCAGCAGAGACCGGAAACGUUUGUGAGAUCGCACAGUACGGAAAAUGCAUCGCAAAAGAUGAGCCAAGAGAGAAGCAGCGUACAUAGAUCAAACAGCGUUGGAAAUACGUUGCCGAGACGUCAACAGCUGGUCAAGGAUAGUGCAGAAAUGAGCCAGGAUGGAAGCAGUAGGCAGCAAGGUGAUGGAAAUCCAAUUUCCAGUCGUAAAGGCGUCCCUAUCGAUACCAACAGUGCAAACAGCGAUGAUUUAGAAGAGGAAGGACUUGAUUUUUGGGAGACACUCAGAUCAAUAACACAACCAAAGCCACAAAGUGGAGGAAGACCGGUUUCGCAGCAUCAUCCCGUGCAUUAUCUGGAGGCAGCAGAAACGGAUACGUAUAGUGAACAAAAAGUAAUGCCUGCGAGUGGGGAAGAAAGUGCGAGAAAUGGUGAAACUACAGAAAGCAAACGGCAGAUGCCAGUUCCAGCCACCAACAAGUUUGAUGGUUUCCCCAAGAAUGAUGCCGAGGAGGAGGAGGAGGAGGAGAUGGAAAAUUACACCAACCAGUAUGGAAUGUAUUACAACGUUUUUCCGAAUAAACCGCAUUCGGGGAGUAAACGGUCUCCGCAUGCUGAUAGUGAGUUUGGUUAUGUGAUGCCAUUUAACCCCUCCUAA